UGGGCUCUACGCUCUAAAGGUGAACUGAGGACAAAAGUUCCAUUUGAAUGAGCCAACCCCCCUAAGUGUUUGAAUAUCUGUAUUAUUAAUGUCAAGGGUUGAUUAAAUUAUUAGAAAGAAUAAGGAACAGAUACCAAUGUUUAAAUUAUUCGAAUGAUAGUCUUCGCGCGCGGGGAAGAACGGAAUGUCGAACUCAACAACAUGGCGGCCGAAUCCUAACGCCAAGCCGUUCGUCCCAAGUUCAGCGUUCUACAGCAUUAAAGUGCCGUGUAAACGAACUCCUAUAAGAAUACAGAAAAAAGGAAUUUUUGGAAGAGUGAUCCAAUGGCUGCUUGUUAUUGUAUUAUGUAUAACGGUAGUUAUAAAUAUUGCCUUCAUCCUUGACACGACCUCCAAGUUUAGAGACAGUUCUAAAGUUUCUGCCGUCACCAAAGGCAAGUUACUUCGAGAAAAUGUCCCAAUACCUAUAGAAGAUGAAGUACAAGAAAUUCAUAUAAAAAUCUUGUCCAGUAAAGAAUCAGCUAUUAUUUCUGUAGAUGGAACCAAGGUGCUUGAAAAAGUGGGCAGCGAGGAUGGGCGUGGCCUUAAUGUGGUUGUGCUCAACCAAGGAACUGGUGCAGUCAUGGCCAUGCGCUCAUUUGACACAUAUGCUUCUAAAGAGGAUUCAGAGUCCCUAGUUCUAUUCAUUAAUUUAGUUUCUGAUGGCAGAAUCCUCUGUUUUGCUGCCAAGGAUGAUGCAUCUAUGUCUUUGAAAAAAACAACUAGGAACCUUUUCAAAAUUUUGGGCAGUGAAAACUUUGAACGACUUGGUUGGCGGGACAAUUUUGCAUUUGUAGUGCAAAAGAAAGGCAAAGUGUAUGCAGAGUCGCUGGGUAAAGCAGAAACUUUGGGAACAUGGGCUGCACCUGUGUCUAUUGAUGUGAAUGUUCCCUUGGCAUCAGGAAAAAACAUUGAAUGUCGCUGGGAAGAGACAGAAGUUAAUAAACGGCGAAGAGUAUUCUGUAAUAAGUAUGAAGGAUAUGGCAGUGUUUGCAGCUGCACCAAUCCAGCAGAAAUCGACAUCAAAUCUGAUCCAUUGCCUGGAAAUGCACUAUUGGAGCUACCCGUUGCUAUCAUUGCCAGUAACAGGCCCCACUAUUUGUAUCGUAUGAUACGUUCCAUGUUGUCUGCAAGUGGGGCAGAUCCCAAGAUGGUUACUGUAUUUAUUGAUGGCUAUUUCGAGGAGCCCCUAGCUGUUGCCAAACUGUUUGGGCUGAGAGGUAUUCAGCACACUCCCAUCAGUAGCAAGAAUGCCAGGAUUUCACAGCACUACAAAGCCAGCCUUACUACGACAUUUAACCUGUAUCCCAAGGCAGAGUACAUGAUAAUCAUUGAAGAGGACCUGGAUGUCUCUCCGGAUCUGUUCUACUACUUCCAGCAGCUUCUCCCAGUGAUGAAUGACGAUGGAAGCGUCUACUGCAUAUCUGCAUGGAACGACCAGGGAUAUGACCACACAGUUGGUGAUAACACCAUGCUAUACAGAGUUGAGACUAUGCCUGGCUUAGGAUGGGUUCUAAAGCGUAAAAUGUACAAAGAUGAGUUAGAGCCUAAAUGGCCAACACCAGACAAGUUCUGGGACUGGGACAUGUGGAUGCGUUUACCAGAGAUAAGGAAAGGACGCGAGUGUAUAAUCCCAGAUAUUUCCCGCACAUAUCAUUUUGGUACCAAAGGGCUUAACAUGCACCCAUUAUUCCAAGAGUUGUACUUUAAGAAGCAUGCACUGAAUACAGAACCAAAUGUCAAGCUGAACACAGAGGUGAUAAAGAAGGAUAACUAUGAGAAGGAGAUAGAGAGGCUCAUUGGGACGGCUGUUGUCCUCGAUCACAACAAGAACCCUUGCAAUCACAGCGACUUCAUCCCUGACACUCAACGCCAGACAUAUGUGUUUUAUAUGCGCAUGGUCAAUGCCGUUGACUGGGUGACCUGGAAGAGUAUAUCUAAAUGCCUCCAUAUCUGGGAUCUAGAUGUGAGAGGGUUCCACAAGAGCAUGUGGAGACUUUGGUUGAAAGGCAACCACAUCUUAAUAGUGGGCACUCCUGCAUCGCCUUACUCCAAACAUAAACCAAGUAAUAUCCAGCCCAUUUACAUACCUAAGAAAGGAUCAUGAAAGAUCAUUUAUACAAGAAAUCCAGAAGAAAAUUCUAUUUUCGUGACUUUUACAUUAUUCUAUGAACUUUUUCAGGGUGAGUAUCCAGGAUUUCUAGCUGGGCUCUAAAUUAAAUGCUAAAAGGGGGCUAUUUGGCCAUGUACUGGUGUACCUUUUUAGCCCUCCUUUUUUACUCUAGAUUCUAGAUUCUCAGAUUUGAUUUUAAGAAGAGAGGGCAAAAAGUGAUAUAAACACAUAAUAGAAAUGGUAAACAUUCAUGCCCAAGGUUGAAAGUUUAUUGUCAGUAGAAUAAUAAUGUAUAAUGAUAGGUUGUUAUUAAUAUCCAAAAACCAAUUAUUACAAUAAUAUAUUUCAAUUAGGGUCUUCUUAGUUUAUAAAGAAAAAAUGGAGAUUGCUGUUUUUUUAUUUAGUAGUUUACAUUUUUUUAGCCAUACACUUCACCCACUUCAGGGCCGUAGCAGGGGUCGGGGCCCUGUGGACACCCUCCCCCCCCCAAUAUUUUCUUAAUGUUUCUGUUUAAUGCCCGGGCCUCGCCCAAAUAAUACAAGGCCUGCUGCCUGCUACAGCUCUUUUCUUUAUAUGGUCGCCAUUUAACUCCAUUCACAAAUGAUGGAAUAUUGCACUUUAAGCCUCAAGGGUGUAAUACAAGUAACUUGUAUUUGGAAUGGGGGAUGGAAUUCAAUAUAAGAUUAUUAUAAAUCAAUGAGAAAUAAAGAUGUUCAGGCUAAA
Molecule: messenger RNA, 2875 nt
Organism: Nematostella vectensis (starlet sea anemone)
Lineage: Eukaryota; Metazoa; Cnidaria; Anthozoa; Actiniaria; Edwardsiidae
Product: protein O-linked-mannose beta-1,2-N-acetylglucosaminyltransferase 1
Exons: 9
Coding region: 185-2146 (653 amino acids)
Biological process (GO): protein O-linked glycosylation via N-acetylgalactosamine
Cellular component (GO): Golgi membrane
Molecular function (GO): beta-1,3-galactosyl-O-glycosyl-glycoprotein beta-1,3-N-acetylglucosaminyltransferase activity
Source: RefSeq, a predicted model, not a curated record